Molecule: messenger RNA, 1389 nt
Organism: Aspergillus eucalypticola CBS 122712
Lineage: Eukaryota; Fungi; Ascomycota; Eurotiomycetes; Eurotiales; Aspergillaceae
Product: MFS general substrate transporter
Exons: 6
Coding region: 1-1389 (462 amino acids)
Biological process (GO): transmembrane transport; carbohydrate transport
Cellular component (GO): membrane
Molecular function (GO): carbohydrate:proton symporter activity
Source: RefSeq, a predicted model, not a curated record
AUGGGGGCGGACUUGGAGGACGAAAUGCUGAUAGCAUCACCAUUUCCAUGGACUGCACCUCAUCUGGUGAGGCUGAAAUUUUGUGCUCUCAGUCUUGUCUUGUUCCCUUCGGCAAAUGGAUACGACUUGAGUAUGAUCAAUAGUUUGCAGUCCUUACCCCCCUGGGAGCCUGGAUGGGAUUAUCACCCUGUAUAUUGGAUAGGACUGCUUCUAGCUUACACCGUUGCUCCAUAUAUAUCCGACCGGUUUGGGCGAAAGAUAUGUCUCUAUGUCGGGCUUCUAUUCGUGACUGCCGGAGCAAUACUACAAGGACUCUCGCCGAAUCCGACCGGCUGCAUUGUUGGACGUGGUCUGGCAGGGUGUGCAGCCUGCUUUUGGAGUUGUAAUGCUCCAGUACUCGUCAGAGAGAUUGCAUACCUGUCGCAUCGAGCAACGACUAGCUCCUUCUAUCAAUGUGGUUAUUAUGUCAGAAGUACCCUCGCUGCUUGGAUUAUCUACGGCAUGCUGAGGAACUCUUCCUCAUGGAGCUGGCAAUUCCAUCGCUCCCGCAACUUAUUUUACCACUUUGUGCACUGCCUGGUCUCCUGCUCUGUCCAGAGAGUCCUCGGUGGCUCCUAUCGCAGGGACGAGCUGAGGAGGCCCACGCAAUUCUCACACAGUGGCAUGCUGGGGGUGAUAGGAACAACCCACUUGUCUCUUAGCAAAUGCAUGAGAUUCAGGCUGCUCUCAAGAUUGAGACCGAGUCUACAAAGGCCAAUCGUCGCCCCCUGUUCAGCCAAUGGGGUGAGAAUGGGGUUGUCUCGUUUUAUCUUACAGAGGUCCUCACAGCCGUCGGCAUCACCAAAGUCAAGCGAGCAACUUAUCAUUACAGCUUGCCUUCAGAUAUGGGAUCUUAUCUGCGGAAUUGGCGCGGCCCUCCUGGUGGACCUAGUGGGCAAGCGUCCUCUGUUUCACUCAUCGGCAAUCAUCAUGACCAUCAGCUAUAUUAUGAUAACAGCAUUCACGGCGAGCUUUGAAGAACAUCAUGAACGCUCGGUGGGAACUGCUGUGAUUCCAUUGCUGUUCAUUUAUUUUGCUAGCUACGGCAUCGCCCUGAUCCCGUUACUCAUUGCCUAUCCUUGUGAGAUAUGGCAAUUUAGUCUCCGUAUCCGAGGGCUUAGUAUUACAUGGAUUUCAUCCUGUCUGUUUGCCUCGUUCAAUUCGCUGGACAAUCCGAUAGCCCUCGAAACUAUCUCGUGGAAGUAUUUUGUAUUUCUGAAAGUCCUUAUUGUAUACGGCAUAACCGAGUACUACAUGUACCCCGAAACAAAAGGCCGUUCCUUGGAAGAGAUCCAAAGGCUGUUUCAGAGCGAAAACCCCGAACCAACGUCAAGCAGGGCGACUGACUAA